UCAUACUCAAAGUCCAUACCUCCAAACUUCCGAGCGACGGCGCUCUGCAAACAGUACGGUAAUCACGUCCGGACGUGCCCAACUCCAACAAGCUCUGCAAAAAUGGGUCCUUUUCACCCCUUUGGCUUCAAUAUCAUCAAUCUCGACGAAGUCAAAACGAUCACCACCCAGAAGUUCACUGGUAUUGACGAAGAAGUGGUCUGCGUCAUCAACAACGAGACGCCCGUAAAGAUGGAAGGUUAUUGGUCAUUUGAGCAAAUGCAAGACUUCAUCGGGGUUCUCAACGCCCGUGCCGCCGAGAGGGAUGGUUCCCCAGCUGAACUGAAGACCAAGGUCGCCGACUUGGAGCGAAGGCUGAGCUGGCUGGAGGGGAAGAUGGGCUGUAUUUGGAAUAUGCCAGGCGCACCGGGGUACGAGGAAUCCCGAGCCAGCUUUUCGGCCUCGGUUGGAACGCAGAACGUACCAAUGCAGAACUGCGUUGAGCAAGCUAUCCCAGAAGACGACGAAAGCAACUUCUUUCAGCUGAAUGAUAAGCUCAGCAUCGAACUUCCCUCGUACCAAGACCAAACCGCCCUCCUUGAGGAUCUCAGCGAUGCCCUCAACGCGCGCCUGCUAGAGAAGGAAAGCAGCUCCAUCGAAAUGAUGAAACGUAAAAUCGCCGAGCUGGAGAAGAGGAUGGAAUGUCUUUGGUAUAUGCCUGGCGCACCCGGGUACGAGGAAGCCCGCGGAAGUUUUGCGACGGCCACUGUAAACCAGCAAGCAGAGGCGCAAGUGCACAUUGAGGAGGCCACCAACGGCACUAGGUCUCAACCGCCAAUCGCUGCGAGAACACUGAAUCAGACCUCGACUGCCGGAGGCCACGAAACUCCGGAUAUGAUGCGUUGA
Molecule: messenger RNA, 885 nt
Organism: Fimicolochytrium jonesii
Lineage: Eukaryota; Fungi; Chytridiomycota; Chytridiomycetes; Spizellomycetales; Powellomycetaceae
Exons: 2
Coding region: 103-885 (260 amino acids)
Source: RefSeq, a predicted model, not a curated record